AGGGCCCCCUGCAACCUAGUGCCUGACCCUCCCUGGACUCAGGACCAGGAAGGAGUUGACACCCUGGAUGGUCAAGGGAGGCCCUCCCCAUCCAGCCACGUGGCCUGGGCUCCCUCCCUCCCUGCCUCCUUUCUUCCUUUCAUCGAAUUCGACUGGUAUUUGAAGUCACCCAGUAUGUAUCAGGUGGGCACUGUAGGGGAACACAGAUGCACAGGUGUACACAGCAAUCCAGAGGUCCCAAGCCUGACUCCAGGAAACUGGCCUCCCUGGGGAAGCCUCAGUGUCACCCAGAGAAGGUCAGAUACAAGCAAGAGUAUCUGAGGGAGGAAGGGGAAUGAGCCAGGAUGGAGCUGAGCCGGUAGAGCAGGGCCCCCUGCUGCGACAGUGGCAUCCUGAUAGUGAGAUGCUUAGAUGCUGCUGCCCCCUGGUGGCCACCAGUUCCUUGCAACUCUGAGACCACGUGAUUUCUGGGAAAAGGCCCUCCCUGGAGGAGAACCGAAACUUAGGGUGGGGACUGUAGAAAGGGGUGGAGAGAUCAGCCGCCCAGCCAGGAGUUAAGCUGAGGUCGUCUGAGCCCUGCAACAGCCUGGACAGCAACUCAGGAUGGCAUCAGGCAGGGCACGCUGUACCCGAAAACUCCGGAACUGGGUGGUGGAGCAAGUGGAGAGCGGGCAGUUCCCCGGAGUGUGCUGGGAUGAUACAGCUAAGACCAUGUUCCGGAUUCCCUGGAAGCAUGCAGGCAAGCAGGACUUCCGAGAGGACCAGGAUGCUGCCUUCUUCAAGGCCUGGGCAAUAUUUAAGGGAAAGUAUAAGGAAGGGGACACAGGAGGCCCCGCUGUCUGGAAGACUCGCCUGCGCUGUGCACUCAACAAGAGUACCGAAUUUGAGGAGGUUCCUAAGAGGGGCUGCAUGGAUGUUGCUGAGCCCUACAAGGUGUAUCGGCUGCUGCCACCAGGAACCUUCUCUGGCCAGCCAGGGACUCAGAAAUCACCAUCAAAGCGACAGCACAGUUCUGUGUCCUCUGAGAGGAAGGAGGAAGAGGGUGCCAGGCAGAACUGCACACUCAGUCCCUCUGUACUCCAGGAAUCCCUCAAUAAUGAGGAGGAGGAGGCCAGUGGGGGAGCACUCCAUUCAGACAUCGGGAGCAGCAGCAGCAGCAGCCCUGAGCCACAGGAAGGUACAGACACAACUGAGGCCCCCUUUCAAGGGGAUCAGAGGUCCCUGGAGUUUCUGCUUCCUCCAGAGCCAGACUACUCACUGCUGCUCACCUUCAUCUACAACGGGCGUGUGGUGGGCGAGGCCCAGGUGCAAAGCCUGGAUUGCCGCCUUGUGGCUGAGCCCUCAGGCUCUGAGAGCAGCAUGGAGCAGGUGCUGUUCCCCAAGCCUGGCCCACUGGAGCCCACGCAGCGCCUGCUGAGCCAGCUUGAGAGGGGCAUCCUGGUGGCCAGCAACCCCCGAGGCCUCUUCGUGCAGCGCCUUUGCCCCAUCCCCAUCUCCUGGAAUGCACCCCAGGCUCCACCUGGGCCAGGCCCACAUCUGCUGCCCAGCAACGAGUGUGUGGAGCUCUUCAGAACCGCCUACUUCUGCAGAGAUCCUCCAUGUAGCCUAUGCAUGGCACUCCUGCACUUGUGUGGUGCACAUCCUGUGUGGUCAUAUGCCCAGCCUGGCAGCUACCUGGCAGCUCUCCUCCAGCCAAGACAAUGGAAGAGGUGGUUCAGACUUGGCCAAGUACUUCCAGGGCCUAGGCCCCCCACCGAAGUUCCAAGUAACACUGAAUUUCUGGGAAGAGAGCCGUGGCCCCAGCCAUACUCCACAGAAUCUUAUCACAGUGAAGAUGGAGCAGGCCUUUGCCCGAUACUUGCUGGAGGAGACUCCAGAGCAGCAGGCAGCCAUUCUGUCCCUGGUGUAGAGCGCGGGGUACCCAUCUUCCACCUCACCUCUUUGUUCUUCCUGUCUCCUUUGAAAUAGACUCAUUCUUCACACGA
Macaca mulatta (Rhesus monkey) is the source of this 1985-nucleotide messenger RNA. RefSeq names its product interferon regulatory factor 9 (gene IRF9). Gene Ontology annotation, cellular component: nucleus. Gene Ontology annotation, molecular function: protein binding; DNA-binding transcription factor activity, RNA polymerase II-specific; RNA polymerase II cis-regulatory region sequence-specific DNA binding. Lineage: Eukaryota; Metazoa; Chordata; Mammalia; Primates; Cercopithecidae. The record is from RefSeq and is a predicted model, not a curated record. Gene Ontology annotation, biological process: immune system process; regulation of transcription by RNA polymerase II.